Molecule: messenger RNA, 1389 nt
Organism: Striga hermonthica
Lineage: Eukaryota; Viridiplantae; Streptophyta; Magnoliopsida; Lamiales; Orobanchaceae
Source: the annotation of a GenBank genome assembly
AUGGAAGCAAAACAGAUCGUUUUCCUCUUCCUCCUCUUCACCGUUAUCAUCUCCGUCUCAUCAGAUCCCCUCCAAUACCAACACCAGGUCUUCUUCCCCACCUCACUCCCCCAAGUAGGCCAAUCUUUAGAAACCCUCUCCUGGGACGUGCCCCAUCAAUUGUCUGAUUUCGAUUCCGAAACCCCACUAAUCGUGGUCCGCCUGCACCACGUUCACCACCUCUCCAAAUCCUCCACCUCCACCCCUGAGUCCCUCUUCUUGAACCGCCUCAAACGCGAUGCCGUCCGGGCCAGAACCAUGGCCUCCCGAAAAUCCAGAAACUUUAGCAGCUCCCUAAUCCCCGGUGCCUCAAUGGGCAGCGGCGAGUACUUCACCCGCAUCGGGUUCGGCACCCCGGCCAAGCGCUUCUACCUGGCCAUCGACACUGGCAGCGACCUCACAUGGCUCCAGUGCAAGCCCUGCCAAAAAUGCUACUCCCAGGUCGACGACAUCUUCGACCCCAAAUAUUCCAGGUCCUUUGCAAGUGUCCACUGCAACUCCACCCUCUGCAGCCUCCUUGACCAACGGAGAUGCAACAAAGACCAGUGCCUCUACGAGGUCACGUACGGAGACCAAUCUACCACCUCGGGCGAGUUUUCCACGGAGACACUGACCUUCGGGGCGACCAAAGUGCCGCAACUCCCUUUCGGCUGUGGCAAUGACAACGAGGGCUUAUUUGGCGGGUUCGCCGGUCUGCUUGGCCUCGGCCAAGGGAAACUGUCCUUCCCGGCCCAGGCCGACAUACAGAAGUUCUCCUACUGCCUCGUGGGAUGGGGCUCCAACUCGUCGUCGUAUUUGAUGUUUGGCGACUCGGCGGUCUCCAGGAAAGCGGUUUUCACGAGCCUGCUCACCAAUCCCGCAAUUGACACGUAUUACUACGUCGAGCUGCAAGGGAUCUCGGUUGGCGGGAACCGGGUGCGGGGAAUCAAUCCGUCCCUCUUCCAGUUAAGCAGCGACGGCGACGGGGGCGUGAUUGUGGACUCGGGCACGGUCUUGACCUGGCUGGUCCAGCCUGCCUAUAAUGCGCUCAGGAACGCAUUCUUGGCCGGGACUCGUGGCCUGAAGCGUGCCAAGAAAUUCAGCAUCCUUGACACGUGUUUCGAUUUACACGGGAUGAAGAAGGUGAAUGUGCCAACGGUGGUGCUGCACUUCAAAGGCGCCAACGUGUCCCUGCCGGAGUCGAAUAUCCUGUAUCCAGCGGACACCAUAGGCAGAAAGUACUGCUUUGCGUUUGCGGGCAAGACCUCGCCGGGCAGGCUGUCUAUAAUUGGUAAUUUUCAGCAACAGGGCUUCCGAGUCAGUUUCGACCUGGACAAACAGAGAAUCGGCUUCUCACCCGAAAGUUGUUGA